AGAGUUUAUAGUAUGUUUGAUUCUAGUCGAAUCUAAUGUUCUGUGUAAAUUGCAUCAUUUUCUAUUGAACCUGUUCAAUAUCUUGUAAGAACGUUAACGCAUGGUAUUCAACACUUACGUACUUAAGUCAGAUUUUGUUGGAACUUGUAACUUUAACAAAAUGGCAACAGAAAGGAAGGGGACAUUUAAAGUAGAAUAUCUUCAAAAAAUUGAGAGAGAUGUGCAAACAAAAUGGGAAGCUGAGAAAAUAUUUGAGGCAGAUGCACCUUUGGAGCCAAAGACAAAUUCUGACGAAAAGUUUCUUGCAACAUUUCCUUUUCCUUACAUGAAUGGAAGACUUCAUCUUGGUCACACAUUUUCAUUAUCAAAAUGUGAGUUUGCGAUAAGGUACAACCGUCUUUUAGGGAAGAAAGUCCUUUUUCCAUUUGGCUUUCAUUGUACUGGUAUGCCUAUUAAAGCAUGUGCUGAUAAGUUAAAGAGAGAAAUGGAAUUAUAUGGAUAUCCACCACAAUUUCCAAACGAAAAGAGAAUUGAGGAAGUUAUAGAAGAUGUAAUAAUAAAAGAUAAAAGCAAAGGAACAAAAAGUAAAGCAGUUGCAAAAAAUGUUACUGCAAAAUAUCAAUGGCAAAUUAUGCAAACACUUGGCUUAAAAGAUGAGGAUAUCAAGAAAUUUGCUGAUGCUACAUAUUGGUUAGACUAUUUUCCACCUCUUGCUGUGAAAGAUCUAAAAUCAAUUGGUCUACAUGUGGAUUGGCGCAGAACAUUUAUUACAACUGAUGCAAAUCCAUUCUUUGAUUCAUUUGUGCGUUGGCAAUUUCAACAUCUAAAAGCUAGAAACAAAAUAAAAUAUGGCAAAAGAUAUUCGAUUUAUUCACCAAAAGAUGGACAACCUUGUAUGGAUCACGACAGAUCAAUUGGAGAAGGUGUAGGACCACAAGAAUAUACACUAAUUAAAAUGAAACUACGAGAACCUUAUCCUCCAAGUUUAAAAUCUCUUUCUGGCAAAUCAGUUUAUUUAGUAGCUGGAACUUUAAGACCAGAAACAAUGUAUGGUCAAACAAAUUGCUGGGUUCAUCCAGAUAUAAAUUACAUUGCUUAUACACUAUUGAAUGGAGAUGUUUAUAUUUCAACAAAAAGAGCAGCUCGAAAUAUGGCUUACCAAGAUUUCUUUAAAGAGGAGGGGAAGAUACAAAUUGCAUUAGAACUUACUGGAAAAGACAUAUUAGGACUACCACUAGAAGCACCUCUUACAUUUAAUAAAGUGAUUUACACAUUACCAAUGUUAACUAUUAAAGAAAACAAAGGUACUGGAAUUGUUACCUCUGUACCUAGCGAUUCUCCUGAUGAUUAUGCAGCUUUAACGGAUCUAAAAAAGAAACAAGCUCUUAGAGAGAAAUAUGGUAUAACUGAUGAAAUGGUGCUGCCUUAUGAUCCUAUAUCUAUUCUCGAAAUACCCGAAUUCGGGAAUUUAUCUGCGGUAUUUUUAUACAAUAAGCUAAAAAUCCAAUCUCAAAAUGACACAGCUAAACUAUUAGAAGCCAAAGAAAUGGUAUAUCUGAAAGGAUUUUAUGAUGGUAUAUUGCUAGUUGGUCCAUAUAAAGGAAAAAAAGUUCAAGAAGUUAAAAAGCUAAUACAAAAAGAAUUGAUAAAUGAAGGAAAAGCAGUUAUAUAUUAUGAACCUGAAAAAACUAUAAUCUCCCGAUCAAAUGAUGAGUGUGUAGUAGCUUUAUGUAACCAAUGGUAUUUGGAUUAUGGUGAAGAAACUUGGAGAAACGAAGCAAUGGAAGCUUUAAAUAAUCUCAAUACCUUCCAUGAAGAAGUGAGGAAGAAUUUUAUAGCCUGUCUUAAUUGGUUACAUGAAUAUGCAUGUUCAAGAACUUACGGACUUGGUACUAGAUUACCAUGGGAUGAAAGUUGGUUGAUAGAAUCACUCUCAGACUCAACAAUAUACAUGGCUUAUUAUACCGUGGCACAUUUAUUACAAGGAGGGACUUUCAAAGGCGACAAACCAAAUACUUACAAUAUAAAGGCUAAUGAAAUGACAUCCGAAGUAUGGGAUUAUAUAUUUUUCAAAGAUGUAAAGUUUCCGAAAACAGAUAUAAAGAAAGAGGCAUUAGAUCAUAUGCGACGUGAAUUUCAUUAUUGGUAUCCAGUAGAUUUACGAGUAUCUGGGAAAGAUUUAGUACAAAAUCAUCUAACGUUCUUCAUUUAUAAUCAUAUUGCAAUCUGGCCUAAACAAUCUGAGUUAUGGCCAAAAGGUAUCAGAGCAAAUGGUCAUCUCCUCUUAAAUUCAGCAAAGAUGUCUAAAUCAGAGGGUAACUUCUUGACACUUACUGAAGCUGUAGAGAAGUUUUCUGCAGAUGGUAUGCGACUUUGUCUAGCCGAUGCUGGCGAUUCAGUAGAAGAUGCUAAUUUCGUAGAAAACAUGGCUGAUGCUGGAAUUCUUAGAUUAUAUAAUUUUAUUGAAUGGGUUAAAGAAGUAUUGGAUUUAAAAGAUACCUAUAAACAAAGACAAUCAUCUACAUUUAAUGACAAAGUUUUCGAAAGUGAAAUGAACCUGAAGAUACAAGAAACUGGAGAAAAUUAUUCGAAAAUGUUAUACAAAGAAGCACUAAGAACAGGAUUCUUUGAAUUACAAGCAGCAAGAGAUAAAUAUUUACAAUUGAGUUCUCUAGAUGGCAUUAGUUGGACAUUAAUUAUGAAAUUCAUAGAACUUCAAAUUAUUCUCUUGUCUCCAAUUUGUCCACAUGUAGCAGAACAUGUGUGGUCUCUAAUUGGUAAAGAAGGUAGUAUAUUAAAUGCCAAAUGGCCCCAAGUAGGCGAAAUAGAUGAAGUUCUUAUAAAAUCAUCACAAUAUCUUAUGGACGCUGCACAUUCAUUUAGGAUUCUCUUAAAAAAUUAUUUAAUGCCAAAGAAAGCAGCUAAGAGAAAAAAUGAAACAUCAGUUAUAGAGAAACCUAAUCAAGGUACUAUUUGGGUAGCUAAAACGUAUCCUCCUUGGCAAAGUACUAUUUUAUCUACAAUGAAAGACUUAUAUCUUAAAAAUGACAAUAAACUACCAGAAAAUAAAAUUAUUGCAACAGAAUUGGGAAAACUACAGGAAUUAAAAAAACAUACGAAACGGAUAAUGCCAUUUGUACAAGUUAUGAAAGAGAAAAUGCAACUUGUCGGAUUAAGUGCAUUGAAUUUAACGUUAGAUUUUGACGAGUUUAAGAUUCUCCAAGAUAACAAAAAAUAUCUUCAAAAUACAUUAGAUCUAGAGGAUAUCAUGAUAAAGUAUACGGAUGAAGCUCCAGAAAAAACGAAGGAAGAAUGUUGUCCAGGUGCACCUUACAUGAAUUUUUCUACUAAGCAAGGAGUGUCAGUAUGCAUCAUAAAUCCACAGAAGUACAGUGGUUUAUUUAGAACGGACAUUAUAAUAGCAGAUGGAGACACUAUAGAGGAUAUAAUAUCACGAUUGUUAAAAGAAAACAAAAUUAUAAAGAAUCCAUCGUCAGUUUCUCUGUAUCGCUAUAAUGAUCCUCUCAUGGGACCGAGGAUAAAGACUAGGACCGGUAAUAUAUUAAAAGGUAAAACUCAUAUUCCACCCAAUUGUGUAUUUAAUGUUGAUAUAGAAAACAAAAAUGUAAAUGUAAAUGUAGAAGGAAGUUUAUAUUAUAUAGGUAAUGAAUUGGUCUAUAUUUUCCAGUCUUUGGAGAAUUAAUAUAUAGAUAUUCACAUUACGUAUAACUGUUUGUAAUAAUGUCAAUAUUGUGAAACGUUCAAUAUUGAAGUAUGUAUUUGUUUUGUUUAAAUAUUUUUUCAUACAUGAAAUGUGAAUUUUUUUAAUAUGAUAUAAAUAAUAUAUAAUUUAUAUUAAUAAAUUGAAUGUAUUUUGAUAGAUAAGGAACUUAUACUGUUCUGUAAUCAAUUUUUUACAUGUUUAAUAAAUAGUUAUGGAAUCUUUUGA
This is a messenger RNA of Bombus huntii, 3949 nucleotides long. RefSeq names its product leucine--tRNA ligase, cytoplasmic (gene LeuRS). Bases 101 to 3703 code for a protein of 1200 amino acids. Gene Ontology annotation, molecular function: ATP binding; aminoacyl-tRNA deacylase activity; leucine-tRNA ligase activity. NCBI's taxonomy places the organism in Eukaryota, Metazoa, Arthropoda, Insecta, Hymenoptera, Apidae. The transcript is spliced from 16 exons. The record is from RefSeq and is a predicted model, not a curated record. Gene Ontology annotation, biological process: leucyl-tRNA aminoacylation.